This is a messenger RNA of Meloidogyne enterolobii, 916 nucleotides long. Lineage: Eukaryota; Metazoa; Nematoda; Chromadorea; Rhabditida; Meloidogynidae. The record is from the annotation of a GenBank genome assembly.
CUCGUAAUGAUAAUGUCGAACGGGAAUUGAGAUCCUCAAGGAAUCUCAAUUUCGAUAAUCUAGAUUUUUGUUCAAGAUCUCGUCUCAAUCCAGUCUAUCUAUCCACAAACCUUGUUUAUCUUUUUACAUUUCCUUCUAGUACUCUAUAUAAAUUAUUUUUACUUUUUUUCAUUCACUUUAACUAUAAAUUUUGGUAUUCUGUUUACAUUUAUAAGCGGGGCAGGUGUACUAACAAAAUGUUUUUUUUCAAUAUUAGAAAUUUUCAGACAAUUUUAUUAAAAAAUCAUUUAAAAAAUCCAAGUACAAAUACAUCCAUUUGUCUAAAAAUUUAUUUCGAAAUACCCCCCCCCCUUCCCCCUAUUAUUUUUUAGUUAAAAUGAGCAAGAAUGAGCGCUGAAAAGGGUAUAGAGUAGUAUUGAGUAUUUUUGAUUAGUCAUCAAUUUGUUGUUUUAAAUUUUCCACCUAACAGUUCUCCCCCCCCCCCCCUUUAUACUUUCCUUGCUUAUCACUAAAAAGACAUUCAAAAAUGUGGCCACCUUUAUUUUUUUAUAAAUUAUUGCUAAUAUUUUUUUUAGAUUUUAAUAAAAAUGCUUAACAGAAGUCUUCAAAUAAUGUUAUCGUUUAUAUUUAUUUUACUUGUUUUUGAGAAUGUUGUUGUGUUUGGACGUGUUGCUCAACAAAAUCCGAUUCCGCUAAUUAAUAAAAAAGGUUUAUUUUUGUUAAAUACCUUUAGGUACUUUUUGGUUCGUUCCCUCUCUCUCUUCACUUUUGUUUAUUAUCUGGGUUAGUGCUGGGCCGCAUGUGAUGUUACUGAUUUUCCGGUUCGGGUCGGAGAAAGGCAAGAUUUCGGGUAUCUCGUGACAUUGCUCUUGGCACGUUUUGAUCCAUAAUAAACUUUGGUCCACUCCUGGUUUCG